Molecule: messenger RNA, 1305 nt
Organism: Lachancea fermentati
Lineage: Eukaryota; Fungi; Ascomycota; Saccharomycetes; Saccharomycetales; Saccharomycetaceae
Source: the annotation of a GenBank genome assembly
AUGACCAUCCCUGAAGAGGAACUGAGUGAAUUCGCCAAAGCAACUCAGUGCUUACUGCCAUAUGGGGCAACGUACCCCCCUCUCAUCAUUGAUCGAGCAAAGGGAGUUUACGUGUAUAGUGGUGAUAAGAAGAUCUUGGACUUCACGUCCGGGCAAAUGUCUACGCUGAUUGGGCAUGGCCAUCCGGAGAUAGUCGAAACGAUUUCACAUUACGCAAGAAAUUUGGAUCACCUCUAUUCAGGAAUGAUUUCUCCUCCCGUUAUUGAAUUAGCGCAAAAACUGACUUCUUUGUUGCCAAAUGGGCUUGAUAGAGCGCUGUUCUUAAGCACUGGGUCCGAAGCAAACGAAGCUGCAAUAAAGCUUGCCAAACACUACACAGGAAAGUUUGAGAUCGUGGGAUUAUCUUUGUCUUGGCACGGUAUGACGGGAGCUUCUAAUGGUAUUACUUACCAGACAGGUCGUAAAAACCACGGUCCAAUGAUUCCUGGAAACUUGAUGUUGCCAGCUCCCAACGCGUAUAGAUCCAUUUUCCGCCACCCUGAUGGAAGUUACGACUGGGAAACAGAGUUAGAUUAUGGCUUCUCAAUGGUCGACGCUGCUUCUGUGGGAUCUUUGGCUGCUGUCAUCUUGGAACCUGUUCUGAGCUGCGGUGGUAUGCUAGUGUUACCAGAUGGCUAUUUAAAAGCCUUAAAAAAACAUUGUGAAAAAAGAGGCAUGCUUUUGAUAGUGGAUGAAGCUCAGACUGCUAUUGGUAGAUGUGGAGAUAUGUUUGGAUUUAUGUCCCAUGGUGUUGUGCCUGACAUCUUAUCUUUAAGCAAAACUUUGGGAAAUGGUAUACCCCUGUCUGCUGUCGUUACAUCUAAUGAAAUUGCACAAGAGACCGCAGACACCGGCUUCUUGUUCUACACAACACAUGUCAAUGAUCCUAUGCCCGCAGCGGUGGGGGCAAAGGUCCUAGAUAUUGUUAUUCGUGAUAACAUGGUGGAGAAUUCAAGAAGGAUGGGGGAUCUCUUCAGAGAGGGACUUAAGAAGAUACAAAAAAAGCAUAAACAGAUUGGUGACAUAAGAGGAAGAGGAUUGAUGAACGGCAUCGAAAUCAUCGAUCCUGAGACUAAAGAAGCCGACGCGAAACUUGCAGGUGAGCUGGCUUCAUCAAUGUUUGCAAAAGGUCUGUCGGCCAACCUAAUUGCUGUUCCACAGUUUGGCGGUGUGUUUAGAAUUGCCCCUCCGAUUUCAAUAACGGAGGAUGAAAUGAAAGAGGGUCUUUCAAUUAUGGAGGCAGCUUUUGAUGAAGUAUGCGGCUAA